AGCAGCCAAGCUCGCGCUGGGUGUGCGUGCGCCUGUACCUUGCACUGCGCUGUCGGUCGCCUCCUUCCGCCGCCCAACCACAUGGGUCGCAUGGGGGAGGGUGGAGGAGCUCGGAUUAAAGAAUCAAGGACCCGACCUGCCUUUCUCACUCCUCCUUCACAGAUGUCCCGCUGAGGGAGCUGAGAGGAGGAGGACGACGAGGAGGUUCGGCAGCCAUGAGCUGGAGAAGAGGAGGCGGAGACGGGGGCGUGGCCAGGAGAUGGGUGCUGCUGCUCUGCGUCGGGAGCUUCGGCCUUGGCCUACUAUUCACCAACAGGAUGUGGACAUUGCCUGAAGCAAGUGAGGUACCCAUACCAAAUGAAAGAAGACAGAAAGAGGCUGAGCUUGCGGCCGGAGACUGUAAUCUAGGAAAAGUUCAAGGAAAACGCGAUUACAAUGACAUGUUACAUAUCUCAGAUACUCACCAUGAUGUACAGACUUUAGAUAAGACAAUAGCAAACUUGGAGACAGAACUCUCAGCUGUAAGAUCUCUACAAUAUUCUUUUCUCAAUGGUUCUCCAGUUUCAGAGGAGUACAAGGCUUCUGAGUCUACCGGUAGGCGGAAGUACCUUAUGGUGAUAGGUAUCAAUACUGCUUUUAGCAGCCGUAAGAGAAGGGAUUCUAUCCGCAACACAUGGAUGCCACAAGGAGAAAAGAGGAAAAAACUGGUGGAGAAAGGGAUAAUAAUUCGUUUUGUUAUUGGUCACAGUGCUAUUUCAGGUGGAAUUGUGGAUAGAGCAAUUGAGGCAGAGGAUAGAAAACAUGGUGACUUCUUGAGGCUUGAUCAUGUUGAAGGAUACCUUGAAUUGUCGGGCAAAACCAAGACAUACUUUGCAACAGCUGUUGCUUUAUGGGAUGCUAACUUCUAUGUGAAGGUUGAUGACGAUGUGCAUGUUAAUAUAGUGACACUUGGAAAUAUCUUAUCCAAACAUGUUUUGAAGCCCAGGGUAUACAUUGGAUGCAUGAAGUCUGGCCCUGUCCUAUCUGACAAGGAUGUCAGGUACUAUGAACCUGAGCACUGGAAAUUUGGGGAUGCGGGUAACAAGUAUUUUCGACAUGCCACUGGUCAACUAUACGCUAUUUCAAAGGAUUUGGCAACCUACAUAUCUAUAAACAAACAUGUUUUGCACAAGUAUAUCAACGAGGAUGUUUCUUUGGGAGCUUGGUUGAUAGGGUUAGAUGCUGAGCAUAUUGAUGACCGCAGACUAUGCUGCGGUACUCCACCUGAUUGCGAAUGGAAAGCUCAAGCUGGGAACACCUGCGCAGCGUCGUUCGAUUGGAAAUGCAGUGGUAUCUGCAACUCUGUGCAGAACAUCUGGGGAGUUCAUAAUAGGUGCGCAGAAGGUGAAAAGGUGCUGUUGACUGCUUCUUUUUAAUAAAAAAGAUGGAAGCCCAUAAGAUCUAAAGACCAUCGACAAGGCUAGAUGGUCCUCUAUUGUAUAUUAUUUUUUAGUAUGUUGUACAUUUUGCAGAAAAUGUCCAUGAUUCAUUUGUAGGCCUAUAACUAGUUAGCUACAGUUUAUGAUUGGGCAACACCGCUAAAGCAGACCGCGAUUUUACUCAGCGUCUGCCCGGUGCCAAUUGAGGAUUUACGGGGUAUAGAGCUGAUUGAUUCUUCGAUAUGUUUGGGUGGUCAUUUUGUAUGGACCUAAUAAAAAUACUCAGUAUAUUGUAGAAUAAGACCUCGUUAUUCUUCGUUCA
Molecule: messenger RNA, 1740 nt
Organism: Phragmites australis (common reed)
Lineage: Eukaryota; Viridiplantae; Streptophyta; Magnoliopsida; Poales; Poaceae
Product: probable beta-1,3-galactosyltransferase 2
Exons: 11
Coding region: 216-1415 (399 amino acids)
Cellular component (GO): Golgi membrane
Molecular function (GO): hexosyltransferase activity
Source: RefSeq, a predicted model, not a curated record